This is a messenger RNA of Rotaria socialis, 669 nucleotides long. Lineage: Eukaryota; Metazoa; Rotifera; Eurotatoria; Philodinida; Philodinidae. The record is from the annotation of a GenBank genome assembly.
AUGAAUGCCAUUCAAGCAAAUAAUUUUCCUUAUCUGGAAUAUCUUACUCUUUCUGCAACGGAAAAUAUCAGCUUCAAUAUUCUCUGUCAGUUCAAAUUACUUCGUUCGUGUGGCUUAGGAUCAAUUCAAAUCGACGAUCAAGAUAUUUGUUCGUCGUCAUCGAUUCGAUCGUUGAUUCUUCAAAAAUGCGAUCCGUCGCAAUUGCUUCAUUUACUGCAUCAUCUUCCUCAGCUGAUUCUUUUCAAAGUGAACUUUAUUUGGACUGAAACUUCCGUUCAACAGUUCGAUUUUACAGUCGAUUUUGUCCAUCAGAAUCUGAGAUCAUUAUACGUUUCUAUGUUCAAUGAUGAUUUUUCGGGAGAAGCGAUUGAUACCGAUCGAUGUGCCGUUGUUACCACAUUAUUCGCUAGUUUAUCACUUGACCAACGUAUUCGGUGUCAUUUACAGCUGUUUGGCAUGUCCAACUUCAAUUUUGAGCAACUUCAACGGGCUCUACGCAGAUUAAAUUCGUGUCGCUUGUCAUGUUUUCUCAUCUAUCACCUUCGAUGGCAUUCAUUGCCAGAUAUCGAUCAUAUUCGACAAUUGUCAUUAUUCAAUAAAAUUCGACCAAGUCCUUGUAAUGCUAACAACCUUCAUACAUACCGCUUAACAUGGACGAAUGUUCAUUAA